AUGCAAUCAUUGAAAUUCGCUCUCUGCGCCUUAUUGGUCUUGUGCCUCACAGUUUCUUUCACAAAGGCUCAAUUCAGUAACAUGUAUAAUGGUGCUUAUGGUUAUCAAGGUGGUGCUGGUAACAAUUACGGUGUAGCAGGUGGUAAUUACAACAGUUAUGGACAAAACACCAAUGCCUAUAGUAAUCAAGUCGCUUCCACAAAUUAUCAACCUUAUGCUGCCUAUGGAUCUGCCUAUAGAGGUCCAACCGCUUACAGUAGUAAUUAUGGUAGUGCUUAUUCAAUGCCUUUCUUUGGAGGAUGGGGUGGAUUCGGAAUGCCAUUCUAUGGAUUUGGAUAUGGUGGAUUAUGGGGACGUGGAUUCUGGUGUUAA
This is a messenger RNA of Naegleria lovaniensis, 372 nucleotides long. RefSeq lists its product as uncharacterized. NCBI's taxonomy places the organism in Eukaryota, Heterolobosea, Eutetramitea, Acrasida, Naegleriidae. The record is from RefSeq and is a predicted model, not a curated record. The transcript has a single exon. Bases 1 to 372 code for a protein of 123 amino acids.